Messenger RNA from Lithohypha guttulata, 672 nucleotides. RefSeq lists its product as uncharacterized. Gene Ontology annotation, molecular function: acyltransferase activity, transferring groups other than amino-acyl groups. The coding region runs from base 1 to 672 and encodes 223 amino acids. The transcript has 2 exons. The record is from RefSeq and is a predicted model, not a curated record. Lineage: Eukaryota; Fungi; Ascomycota; Eurotiomycetes; Chaetothyriales; Trichomeriaceae.
AUGACCACCCACACCACCCUCACUACACCCCGUCUCCUCCUCCGCGAAGCUCGCCCAUCAGAUGCAGAAGCACUCUUCGAAGCAUUCAGUGACCCUGAAGUGAUGCGGUAUUGGAGUACACCACCUCAUCCAGAUAUCGCAUGUACGGAAAACUGGAUUGCGGGUAUGAUCGAGUCGGCACAGAAUGGUGUCACGGAUUUUGUUAUUUGUUUGAGAUCUGGAGUUGAAGUUGAGUCUGAGGAGGACGUCUCGGGACCGAUAGGUAAGAUAGGGAUCUAUGCGAGUCGGCCGUCGAAUGAGAUUGGGUUCUUGUUAAGUCGGCAGUAUUGGGGUAAGAGAUAUACGAAGGAGGCGUUGGGUGUGGUAUUGGAGUAUUUGUUUAGUCUUGAGAAUCAGGACUCGCACGAUGUCGGAAGAGCUGGUGGUGGUGAUGCGAAAGGUCUCAUCGAGUGGACGGUGCUUACGGAGGACGAGCUCAUGAGUCGGUGGCUGUAUCCGUCGAUAACGGCAGACACAGAUCCGAGGAAUGCCGCAUCGAUCGGGUUGUUGAAGCAGCUUGAAUUUGUAGAGAAUGGAUGCCAGAAAGAGAGUUUGGUGGUUGGUGAUGAGAUUGUUGAUAGUCUGUACCUGAAGCUGGAAAGGGAGAUAUGGCUGCAAAGAGAUGCUCAGUGA